AUGGCUAGUGACUUUGCAAUCACACGAUUUAAGCAUCUCAAAAAACUGCUUCUGGUCCAUGGACACUGGUGUUACUCUCGCCUGGCGAAGAUGGUGAUAUACUUUUUCUACAAGAACGUGAGCUACGUCAACCUGCUCUUCUGGUACCAGUUUUUCUGUGGGUUCUCUGGUGCCACCAUGAUAGAUUACUGGCAAAUGGUCUUCUUCAAUCUCAUCUUCACCUCGAUGCCCCCCAUUGUCUUUGGAAUCCUCGAUAAAGAUGUUUCUGCAGAAACACUCUUAGGUUUGCCGGAAUUGUACAAGAAUGGGAAAAAUUCAGAGAUAUACAAGCUGUCAACUUUCAUUUUUACAAUGUUGGAUGCCUUCUAUCAGAGCCUCAUUUGCUUCUUUGUCCCCUACUUGACCUACAAGGGCUCUGACAUAGAUGUGUUUUCCUUUGGGAACCCCAUCAACACCAUCUCCCUCCUCACUAUUCUCUUGCACCAGGCUCUAGACAUGAAAACAUGGACGGUGUUUCAUUGGGCCACGAUGAUUGGGAGCGUGCUGUGUUACUUUAUCUUCUCAGUGGUCUACGAUGGUCUCUGUGUGGUCUGCAACCCUCCCAACAGCCCUUACUGGAUUAUGGAGAAGCAGCUUUCGGACCCUACCUUCUAUUUACUGUGCCUCAUUACCCCAGUCAUUGCACUUUUGCCAAGGUACUUUCUUUUUGUUCUACGAGGAACUUUGGGAUCAUCACUGAUUCUGAAAGCUCAGCAGCUAGAUCAACUUCCUAAAGAGCAACAAGAUCUUGAAAUCCAAAAGUGGAGGUCAAGAAAACAAACUACUACUGAUGCAUCCAUAACAUCACCAGCAUGUAAUGACCUUGAUCAAACCGUCAACCACUUAUGUGUAUCACCAUUUUUGCAUACCGAAACAGCAGCUGUGUCUCAUGGGGACGUAAAUGGUCAGGGACUUUCCAAUACUGAAAGGAAUCCUCUCAGGAAAUGGACACCUGAAGAAGGCAGUUAUUUCUUUAAUAGAUGGGCAGAUGCUACAGAUUCCUCAGCAGGACCUUUUUCUGGCCGUUAUCCCCUUGUUCCCAAUAAGGUAGCAUCUCCUGGUCAAGAGGCUAGCAAAAUAACUAGAGAUAAUGCUAAAAAAUUUAACCACGGGAGCCAUCGGCGAUCUGUGAGUGCAGUGACACUCUGA
Tinamus guttatus (white-throated tinamou) is the source of this 1188-nucleotide messenger RNA. Lineage: Eukaryota; Metazoa; Chordata; Aves; Tinamiformes; Tinamidae. The record is from RefSeq and is a predicted model, not a curated record.